UAUGUUUUGUUUUAUUUGACCCAAACUGUCGUGCCCUCUUCUGGUUCAGUAGUGUUUUUGUUGAAUAAAUUCAAGUAUUGAGGAUCAAAAAUUCUUGCUAUUAGUCUUGCCUCAUUUUUUGCGUGUGCAGCCGGACAUGAGUGACACCAGUGAUAUUACUAGUGAUGAAGAAAUCAAAAUUCCUGAAUCGCGACCCUUGUCUGGUCGUCUCUGGAAGAAAACUGCUGUUACAGGAAGAAGGUGCAAGUUUGGCCUAGUUCAAGAAAAAAAUAAAACAGUGGAAGAAAAAGUUCGCAUCAGACAAGAAGAAAAUCUUUUAAGACAGAUGACAAAGGACAACCUGGCCCGAAUUGAACGGCUUAGAGAAGAAAAGAAAGAGAGGCGAAGGAAGAAUAUACAGAAACAAAAAGAAGCAGAACUGAGAUCAGAAGUUGUGCAAGUUAUUAAAAAUCCAGCUAAACUGAAACGAUUGAAGAAGAAGGAACUGAGAAAAAUUCAGAAGCGAGAUACGCUAGCCAAGAAAAAGAAGAAAGAAGCCCCAGUGCCAGCUACCAAUGACUGAUUUAGUGGAUGUCGAAGACACUUACGAUUUUUUUCUUCAUACCGUGUACGAGUAUAAGCAACUCUCUUGAGUUGUAAAUCAAGGUCUGGAUUCCAACGAAUGUAAUAAUCAUAGGCAGGAUGUGUUUUCUUGUGAACAUCUUUCUCCAAUCAGCUUAUUGUAUUUAAUUGACUCGUUCAAUAUAAAUAGAUUAAGUGGCUGCAUCAUUCAAUGUAUCUUCGCCCCAUAUUCUGCCAUUAAACCAUAUUAUCAUUCUGUAUAGAUUUAUAGAUUUGGUAUAGAUUAGCAAAAACUCUAAGAACAGUCCAAAUGCUUCCUUUCUACAUCCAAUAUUAAUGGAGACACUGCCUUUUAAAGUACACUGUGUAUGAUGUCAUCCAUGGCGAUAGUACAUACCACACGCCUCCACCUUGGAUUGAUCGUUUCGAAAUCAUGGAGUUAUAAUGUAAGUGGGAGAGCUGGCACCACUUUUAAGCAUUUUCCAGGCCCCAAAUUCCGAGACUCCUGUGUGACGCCGGGUCACUUUUUCGAUACAUGAUCGAUUGUUUUUGAUACACGGGUACCAGGUCAUCCGAUGUAAACCAAGAAGAUAGGAAUCACCACAAACUCCACACUGCUAUUUUGGAUUGAACAUGUAUCGAAAAAGUGACCGAAGCUCGGUGCACACUGGUCCAGGAACUUGUCGAGUAGAACAUGGUGCCAGCUGUCCCAUUAACAUUACGACUCUAUGUACUCUAUGUUAGAAAUACACACAUUUGCACUGGUUGCCGUACUUAAAAUAUGGAUGAAACCAAUGGGUUAAGAAACCAUGGCAUGCACCUCUGCAGUGGACGAUGUCGUAAGCCAUGCUUUUUACAGGACAAUAUCUCUGUUAAUAUUAGGCAUGAAAACUAGGUGUUUGGACAGAUGGUGUCAUUUUUUACUGAUUAAUAAUGUGAAAUCAUCUAAACACAAUUCUUUAUUGUUCAAAAGUAUACAUCCUAAGCUUGAAGUAGGAAAAAAAAAACAGAAAACCAUUGUGACUGUUGUUGAGAUACUUUCAAAUUAUUUGUACAUGUGACUAAGCGUCUUUCUUCACUGAUUCUUGAUCGUUUUCGGCUAAUAUUAUCUUUUUGGAGUUUAACAGCUCGAGAGCAUGUAAGAAAAGAAUAUUAUUUAGAAGUUCAUAUCCUAGGCUCAAUCAAGAAGAAGAGAAGAAAAAAAUUCUAAAGCUGAGCUAGUGUUGCAGAUAUAAUCUAAUUUGAAUGAUAAAUGACCCAAAAAUCAUAAAUUGAAAAAAAAUUAAAAUUAAAAUUACGGUAUUGUGUCGAUUGUAAAUCAAUUUUGAAGGCGUAUAUGGACAGUGUAAGUUGGCAAUCACACAACUCGUUUGCGGUAUCUGACAGUCUCCUCCUCUAUGUUAUUAUUUUGAAGGAGAACAAAUUGACAUCAUUUUUUGAAGUUUUUGCAGAAUUUUCUUUGCACAGAGAAGAAAAAUCACGGCAGUUUUAAAAAAUUGCUGUUAAGUAGUUUUCUGUUUAAAAAAUAAAGUACGAUAAGAAGUCUGCCUCGUUGCAAACCAAAUUAUGUGAUUGCCGAUUUACACCGUCAAUAAAGAAUCUAUACAAAGAACUGGCCUAGAAAUAUCUAUUCAAGAAAUCAUAGAUUAAAACGAGGUGGUGUUAUGGGAGGUCCUAAAGAGAAAAGAUCAGAAGAUACAAAUCGCAAAAUUGGUUUUCUCUAAUAUUACGAAAAAAUAUCUCAUCUUCAUGCAUUGAUAUCUUCCAAACCCAGCUUUGGAGGGCCAGUCCCUUCGAAUUAGGUAUGUAGUUUCUUAAAUGAUAUGAAGACCCUAUGCACCAAAAAGCCAAAUGGGAGGGGAUCCGAUUCCAGACCUUGGCACUCUUAUGUGGAAUGGACGAGCAUCUUCUCACUAUAGUACAAGCAUUGUUCUCUAUUUUCUUUUGGAAAUUCAAACUGUGCAAUUCCACUAAAUCGUUACACCAACUUGUCACUUAAUCUAAAGUCAAGAAUUAAUUUUCAAAAAUAAUGCUGCAAUUUCAUUAGUCUGAAGAUUGUAAGUACUGCUCUGUUUCACUUUUCAUAAUUCUGUUAAGUUCUUUGUCUUUCAUGUAAAAUGUUAUGUAUCAUCCUCUCUUAAGUGCCAAUACAAUUUCUCCAAUCAUAGAAUAAAGUAAAACUUUACAAGCAGUUUACUGCAAAACUAA
Bemisia tabaci is the source of this 2769-nucleotide messenger RNA. RefSeq names its product coiled-coil domain-containing protein 86. The record is from RefSeq and is a predicted model, not a curated record. Gene Ontology annotation, cellular component: nucleolus. Lineage: Eukaryota; Metazoa; Arthropoda; Insecta; Hemiptera; Aleyrodidae.